AUGUUUCGGCAGCAAUCUGAUCAAAGUAGACAUGAUGCUACUCGUAGCUACAUGAACACUAAGAUGAAGAAAGGUGUAUCUGUACGAACUCAUGUAUUACACAUGAUUGGGUUACUGCAUGAGCCAAAGACACAUGGGGCUACCAUUGAUGAGCGUACUCAAGCGAGUAUUAUACUUGAGUCCCUCACUCCUUCCUUCCAACAGUUCACCACAAACUAUGUGAUGAACAAACUCCAAUUCAACACGACUCAGCUGUUGAAUGAACUUACAAUAUUUGAAUACCUCAACAAGGAUAAAUCCAAGGAAGUUGAGGCAAAUAACGUGGAAGAGAGGCCUACUUCAUCUUCUGACAAGAAGAGGAAGUGGAAUGAUAAGGACAAGAUCAUUAAACCCAAGAAAGGCAAGAAGGCACCUAAAGCCAAUGAGAAUGUAACAUCCCCAAUUUGCUAA
This is a messenger RNA of Humulus lupulus (European hop), 450 nucleotides long. RefSeq lists its product as uncharacterized. The record is from RefSeq and is a predicted model, not a curated record. The coding region runs from base 1 to 450 and encodes 149 amino acids. The transcript has a single exon. Lineage: Eukaryota; Viridiplantae; Streptophyta; Magnoliopsida; Rosales; Cannabaceae.